Colletotrichum karsti is the source of this 1128-nucleotide messenger RNA. RefSeq lists its product as uncharacterized. NCBI's taxonomy places the organism in Eukaryota, Fungi, Ascomycota, Sordariomycetes, Glomerellales, Glomerellaceae. The transcript has a single exon. The record is from RefSeq and is a predicted model, not a curated record. The coding region runs from base 1 to 1128 and encodes 375 amino acids.
AUGACAGAGUCGCGAGUGACAGAGUCGCAAGAGAUCUCCUCCGCCGCGAAUAAGCACACGGAUGAAAGCGCCGAGGGCGGCUCCUCUUCCGAAACCAUCCCUACAUUUUUUCAGCUGCAAUCCGGCUUCUUCUCCGCCCUGCCACUCGAAAUACGUCAGAACAUCUACCGGCAACUGUGGAUAGCGGCCGGAUCGACGCAACACGUCUACAAGGCCGGCCCUUCUUUUCUGGCGCCUCUGUCUCAUUGCCAGUGUAUCUCGGACCCGAAUGCCGAAGACAUCCGGGAGAUCGAACUCACCCGCAUCUUGGCUACCCCGCCUCUAGAGCCGGCGGAGGGCCAGGCCGGAGCUCUCACUGAAGAAGCUGCCAUUCAGCGAGAUGAAAUCAACGACUGGAGACUGCGCAAUGCGUCAGUUUGGUGCCACCACUGGGCAUGUGAAGAACAUCCUCCGGUCUUACGCCCGGUGGAUGGCUGGAUCGGCGAUAAGGAUGACGACAAGAAGAAGCAACGAGUGAUGGUGAAGGAGUUCAGCCCCUUUCUGAGCAUACUGCUCACUUGCAAGCGCAUGCAUCAGGAGGCUAUUGAUUCGAUAUACGAUGCAAUAACAUUCUCUUUCAUCGGCUCGGAUGCGCUUUCGCGAUUCCUGGCGACAACCUCAACGGAGUCACUCUUGCGGAUUACUGCUCUCCAUCUUGUAUGGAGCGCCCCGAUAGAAUCGUACAUGGACCCAGAAGAUGAGGAAGCUAUGGCAGCCAAGAUGAAAUGGACCGACCUGUGGACGGCUGUUGCGAUGAAGCUUCCACAUUUGAAGGAUCUUCAAAUCUGGAUGUAUCCCCAGUAUGCUCGUUACCCUAUGCCUCACGAGGAAUGGUUCUUGCCGCUUCACCAGUUCAAACACGUACCCAGACACGACAUUACGCUCAUGUGGUUCAUGGACCCCUCAUUACCAGACGACGGCCCUCUGGACUUUCUGGAAGAAGCUCCCUUCACAUAUGAACGUGUGAAGCCUCUCCUGGAGAACCCCUUACAUCUAAAUUGGCGCCGAUUGAUUGGCCUCUUCUUGGACGAGCCUCGUUACAUGCCUACACGGCGGCAGAGAAAAAAGAGAUAUGCUGGUCGGUCAUAA